GGUCGUUAUGAAAGUGUACACGUGGUGGUUUGACUUGCCGCUAUACUCGCUGGUACCGUUCAUCACGGAGCGGUUGAUGCUCGAGACCGACUUCGAAAACGAGGCCAGGAACUCCGAGACCAUGCGCAAGCUGGUCAACAAUGAACCCAGUCUACGAGGCAGGGUUUACGUCCCCCCGGUGUAUCCCGAACUCAGCUCCAAGCGGGUGCUCACCACGGAAUGGAUCGAAGGCGUGAGGUUGUGGGAUAAGGAGGCCCUCACGGCGCCUUGGCUGGGAGGCUACGGGCGGGGCUCCAUGGGAGUGCAUGGAGCAAGGUUGGACCCUCCCGAUAUGGAGGCGGUACGCCGGGAGCUGCGGGAAAACCCGAACAGCCAGAAGUUGAAGCCGGACCGGACCGAAUGGCGAGGGCGUCGCGGGAAGGGAGGGUUGGGUGUUUCCACCAAGGAGGUCAUGACCACCAUGAUCGACCUGUUCGCGGCACAGAUCUUCAAAUGGGGUGUGGUUCACUGCGAUCCCCAUCCUGGGAACAUUUUCAUCAGGCGUCUGCCGAAUGGGUUGCCCGAGUUGGUACUGAUCGACCACGGGCUCUACGUUUACAUGAGCGACAAGUUCCGGCGUGAGUACGGCAUGUUCUGGAAGGCCCUCAUGACGUUCGACAACAAGAAGAUCGGCGAGAUCACCCGGGAAUGGGGCAUCAAGGCGGCCGACCUCUUCGCGUCGGCUACCCUUCUGCGACCGUACGAAGGCGGGGACCAGCAGUUGCAAAAGGGCAUGCUGAACGCGCUGGACGACAGCAAGUCGGCGAGCGAGAAGCACUACGAGAUGCAGAAGCGGAUGAAGCAGGGCAUCCGCGACGUGCUGGCAGACGAAGACAAGUGGCCCAAGGAGCUCAUCUUCAUCGGCAGGAACAUGCGUAUCGUGCAGGGCAACAAUGCCUACAUGGGCUCCCCGGUCAACCGGGUCAAGAUGAUGGGCGAAUGGGCCAGCCGGUCUAUGUUCCAGGAUCCUAACCUGCCCUUGCGCCAGAGAGUGAUCAACAUCUGGGAGCAUCUCUUGUUCAAGGCGGUUCUGUUCAUGUCGGACGUUGCCUUCUACUUCUUUCGGCUGAAGCAGCUGCUCGGCAGGGGAGGCGGCAUGGAGGACGAAGUCGAGGCGAGGUUGAAGAGCGUGGCCAAGGACUUUGGCGUUGAGCUUCAACACGACGUGUUCGAAGGGUGAAGGGGUUCGGAAAGGCAAGGGGUUGAUCACCCCAACCAAUCUAACUAUACCUCACCGCAUCACGAGCACUUAGAUCUAGACGCAUAGAUGGAUACCCCUGAUGUGUAGCACUAGUUAGCAAAACAACUUCGCUCAUAGACGGUAAGAAUGCGCACAUGUGUACGAUAUAUAUACGUAGAGAUGGCCUACCC
Thermothelomyces thermophilus ATCC 42464 is the source of this 1410-nucleotide messenger RNA. RefSeq lists its product as uncharacterized. The coding region runs from base 8 to 1219 and encodes 403 amino acids. The record is from RefSeq and is a predicted model, not a curated record. NCBI's taxonomy places the organism in Eukaryota, Fungi, Ascomycota, Sordariomycetes, Sordariales, Chaetomiaceae. The transcript is spliced from 2 exons.